UGCAUGCAAAGCUGGCCAGGGUUUACAAGUCAUAGAACUCUGGUCAGACGUGGUGCGAUGAGAUACACAUUGCAAUUUUUACCAUGAAUUUCAAACGGCUAAUUCGACAAAACAGCAAUGAUAAUUACAUUUUGCAAAACAAUCUGAGGAGGAAAACUGGACCAUGCUUUAACAAUACAGUCGACAGCGAAACAGACAAUAAACGUCUUCAGAAGGUUGUAGCAACGCUAGGGACACUGCCAAGAGGUCGUAAGCAGGUUGCACGAUCAAACUCUUUGGUGGAUUAUACAGACUCUCAAAGGACAGCCAUUAUAAUGGAAAAGCAAGACAAUGAGACAUACGGAUUUGAAAUUCAGACUUAUGGUUUACAACACCAAAAUACCAACACUUUGGAAAUGUGCACGUUUGUUUGUAAAGUGCAAGAAGACAGCCCUGCUGAGAAUGCAGGUCUAACACCUGGUGAUGUUAUAGUGGCCGUCAAUGGCAUCAGCACUGAAGGUUUCAGCCACCAGCACAUCGUUGACCUAAUUAAAACUUCAGCCAGCUGUUUAAGACUGGAGACGAUAAAUGGAACAGCUGUGAAAAGGAUUGAGCUUGAAACAAAGCUGAAGUUCCUCAAGAAAACUCUAAGAGAGAAAUGGGUGGAGCUCCAAUCUCUUCUAUUACAGGAACAGCGCCUAGCUCAUGGUAAUUUGAAUGAAUGUAGCCCUCACAGCUCCCUUGACUCUCCAAUGUCUCCCAUGUCUCCUGGGGCCGACAGUCUUGCCUUCUCACCCAUGUUGCGGUGCAAGUACAGAUUCUCCAGUGGCAGCAGCUGUAAGAGCCAACUGAGUAUCACAACAGAAGACAGCGAAGACACCUUCUACCAGGCCAGUGUGUUUGAGGACUCAAAUCCCAUGAGUCCCUAUAGACGGGUUAGCAUGGAUGACGAGUGUUUCUUCUCAAGAGACUGCAGCACAGUAGGGUUGAAGGCCUCCGUGAACAGAACCAGGAGCAUCAGCCUGGCCAGCAGUGGGUCUAUCUCUCCUUCCUGGGAUGUGACAGGAAGCUCCAGUCUAUUUGGGACACUACCGAGAAAAAAACAGGGGAGUGUCCGGAAACGAUUUAUGAAAUUUAUCCCAGGUCUGAACCGCCCAGUUGUGGAAGAAGAGAUCCAUCAAUCAACAUAGAAUAGAUGUUUGUAAAUUAAUAUUGUAUUACUUUUAAAGAGUAGCAGCACAAGAGCAUUACUGACAAAAGCAUUAACAUGGCAUCUUAAACAUGCUGUAAAAAAUACAGUACAGGUGGUUAUUACGUGUUGGAAACACCAUAGCUGAAAUAAACUCCAAAUGCACCAUAGCUUUUCCUAGUAACAAAAAAGUGUUGGGUUCUCUUUGAGAAUAGUGAGGGCCUGGAAAUCAGAAAUGCAGGUAAAAAGACACAGUAAAGGAAUUCAAAAGGAGUAGAGUUCAGUGUACAGAAGAUGUAGCAUUUCCUUUAAAUACAAACAUACCUUCUUUCAAAUAAUAACUAGUCUUCAGCAGGGUGUUCUUCAUGCCUUUUUUACUUAUUUAUCACAACACAUUACACAACUAUAUUAGAACUGUGAGUCCCAAAGAUUGAUUAGAAAAAUUCAUGAAUGAAUAACUUUAUAAAAUGAUUUACAUUGCAAGUGACAUGAAAAAUACACUCUGUGAUAAUAAAUAUAAGAAAUCACUCAGACUGGGAAUUGAGAAACAGAAUAAAAAGGUCGUAUAAGACAUAGUGAAUAGUAAUAUUAAACAUCCGAAAUUCUUCUUACUUUAGCAAUCAGUAUUACAUGUGUAAUUUAAGGGAAUAAACUGAAGUGAAACAUCCCUCCUCUAAAAAAAACUAAUGGGUAUGGAGUAAUACAAACAAUAGAAUGCUUAUAUAUUUUUGUACUGCAUACUUUGUUAUUCUUAUUGAACUGCUGUGUUUAAACAUUAUGUAAUUUGAAAAAGUUAUUGUGUUAUGUGGUAGUUUACAAUUUCAUUCCUGUGGAUAAAAACAGAAUAUUUUUUGCAUUUUUAGGAAAAAUAAGGAAGUCUAGCACUGAAUUUUAAGUGUUGUAAAUAACAAAGUGAAUUUUAGCUUGCCAUAAGAAUGCUGAGUAAUACAUAAGAAUUCUAAAAUGAGGUAUCAAAUGAAAUACAUAUAUAUAUAUAGUCAUUAAACCUAAUCAGGUUUUCAUAUAUUUUGUAUUAAAAUAUAUAUUUCAGAAAUAUACAGUGUCAUAUAUUACAGACACUGGAAAUGAAAAGUAUAUAAAACAGGAGACUAGAAGCAGUUUUUAUACCCAGCAUUGUGGGAGUGUGGAAAAAGUAACCCAGUUUUGCUGUUGAAUGUGAUACUGUAGCUCAUUUCUAGAAAUGCCUGGAUGAGAUCCUUGGCUCAAAUAACUUCUUGCAACCAAAUGAGCUAGACAGGCCAUAGGGCCCCCUCUUGUUUGUAACCUUUCUUAUGUCCCUAACCUGAUUAAAUUUAAGGGUCAGCAAGAGUUGCACAGCGACUCUUUUGUGUGGCACACCAUUCCCCGUUCAUGCUUAUUUUGAAGCCAGUCCGGGUACUCGUGUGAGGAUAGCUGCGAUCUAGUACCGAGUAAUUGCUCUGAGGGCUAUACCUCUGCAGAAGAUUAUCUGAGUACUGAACCACACAGUCUGUGAAAUGAUUAAAAACAGGAUGUGGGUGCACGAACGUGCUUGACAACUUUUUUUUUUUCACCUUUUUCCUAAACUAACAUGUGCUUUCUUUCAUCUUCAAACAGUAUGUUACUAGAAUGUUUCUUGUUUCUCUUGUGUUAUAUUUGUAUAGUUUGCACAAACCUAUCAGUGAAUGUUUCUUUUUAUAUAUAUACAAGUAAAUAUGAUAUUAACUUUUUUUGCUUGUUGUGAAUUUAAUUUUCAGUUGCUUGUUGGUAUCUACCUCUGCCUUUCUGCAGCACACAUCUUAUGUUUUUACACAAUAACUAUAAAAUAUAUUCAAAUGCCACAAAAAAUCGUGCACAAUAACAGAGGACAAAAUUAUUUGCACAUUAUGUCUGUGACCAUGUAAUUAAAAAGUAAAUAAUAUAA
This is a messenger RNA of Lepisosteus oculatus (spotted gar), 3071 nucleotides long. RefSeq names its product cytohesin-interacting protein. NCBI's taxonomy places the organism in Eukaryota, Metazoa, Chordata, Actinopteri, Semionotiformes, Lepisosteidae. The record is from RefSeq and is a predicted model, not a curated record. Gene Ontology annotation, molecular function: protein binding.